GAUACAAUACAUGCUUGGAGAAAGGAAGUCCUGGAAAAGAAAAGAUGAUGGCUUCUUCUUUAGGAAGAAGUGCAACGAAGGUCGCUCCCCAUGUGAGCAUGAUCUUUGUUCAGGUCAUCUCAGCAUCUUACAUAGUGAUGAGCAAGGUGAUACUCGUACAAGGAAUAAGCUCCACUGUAUUUCUCGUCUACCAGUUCAUACUAGCCACGGUCUGCAUGGCAGUACCAGCAUUCGUCUUUGAAAGGAAUGGGCCUCCUCUCUCCAAAUCCGUUUUGGGCUGGAUUUUUCUCCUUGCUUUGAUUGGGAUAACUUUGACACAAAACCUAUUAGCAGCUUGCUUGUACUACAUCUCAAGUACAGUUGAAGCUGCGGUUCUCAACAUGAUCCCUGCAUUCACCUACAUCAUAUCUAUCAGCUCAAGGGAAGAGAAGCUUGAAAUCAACACCUUGUGGGGGAAGGGCAAGCUGUUUGGGACCCUUUUAUCUGUAUCAGGUGCUUUGAGUAUCAUGUUAUGGAAAGGCCCAGCUGUUCACCUCACAACUACAAGCUCUCUCCUCACGACUACAAGCUUGGGAGAAUCGGUGCUUGGGUUGGUUAUGCUGGUUGUUGGGGUUCUUGGUUUGAGCACAUGGAUCUUGCUUCUGAGGCCGGUGAUGAAAAGGUACCCAGCUGAGUUGUCUAUGACCGCGAUCAUGUUUUUCUUUGCAACACUACAAACAGCCGCAGUAGCUGCAAUUACAAGCCGCAAGGCCUCACAAUGGCGGCUUAAGUGGGAUUUAGAGCUCUUAAACAUCUUCUUUGGAGCAAUAUUCAACAGCGGGCUAUCAAAUCUCCUCAUUACAUGGUGUGCAUCCAGAAAGGGGCCCAUCUUCGUGGCCUCAUUCCCACCGCUGGGAUUGGUAUUCACCACCAUCCUGGAGAUUGUAUGUCUAGGUGACACGUUGCGCAUCUCAAGUGUUGUUGGAUCGAUUAUGAUCGUAGUGGGGCUUUACAUUUAUCUAUGGUCCAAGGUUAAAGAAGAAGCGACCUACUUGAUGAUCGACGGAGAUGAUGAUGACAUCACCACUUUAUUAAUCUCGAACCAUAGCUCAUGAAGCUAAUCUCUAGUUUUUGGAUGAGUUCGGUUGUUUUGGAGAAGGAUUGUUACCAAUAACGUUUAAAAAUUUCUCCACACAAGGAUAUAUACGAAAUAUAACAAAAUUCAUCUGUUUUAGUUUUAAUUAGUACAAAUGAUUUGCAUCCCUUAGGGUCAUCAAGGGGCGGGGUUGGACCAUCCGGCUUUUUGAACUAGCCAACUUUGUGCUGGGCUGUGACUGAAAUAUGAGGCCACUGGGCUAGAAAUGGGCCUGAAAUUGAAAUCUGUUUAGUUAAGCUGGGCUUGGGUUAUGUCUAAAAACUCAUCACCCUGGCUUGGCCCAUUGGGUUA
Magnolia sinica is the source of this 1426-nucleotide messenger RNA. RefSeq names its product WAT1-related protein At3g18200-like. The transcript is spliced from 6 exons. Gene Ontology annotation, molecular function: transmembrane transporter activity. The record is from RefSeq and is a predicted model, not a curated record. The coding region runs from base 45 to 1094 and encodes 349 amino acids. Gene Ontology annotation, cellular component: plasma membrane. Lineage: Eukaryota; Viridiplantae; Streptophyta; Magnoliopsida; Magnoliales; Magnoliaceae.